UGCCCCGCCACCGCACGUUCUAACUAAGCCGGGUUUGCUUUCCAUCGACCACCACAGCGACGACGACGGACGCACGCGUUCACCGAUAGCUUCGCCACCAUGGAGAGCGUCUUGGACUUCUCGCGGGAGUUCGAUGUCUCGGUCAUGGACAAUGUGGUCAUCGCAUUCUACUCGGGCUCAGGACAGGAACAACAAAUGGCCCAACAAGUCUUGACGCAGUUUCAAGAGAACCCGGACGCGUGGACGAGAGUGCCUGAUGUCCUUGAACGUUCAUCGUUCCCUCAAACAAAAUACAUCGGACUUCAGAUCUUGGAGAAGCUGAUCACGACGAGGUGGAAGUCGCUGCCAGAGGGCCAGCGGCAAGGAAUCCGGAACUUCGUUGUCGGCAUCACUGUCAAGGUGUCGUCCGAUGAGGGAACAAUGCGGAGAGAGAAGACGUAUUUGAACAAGCUGAACUUGGCACUCGUUCAGAUCCUCAAGCAGGAGUGGCCACAGAAUUGGCCCUCGUUCAUCACGGAACUCGUGGAGUCGUCAAAAACGAACUUAUCACUUUGCGAGAACAACAUGGUCAUAUUGAAGCUACUGUCGGAGGAGAUCUUCGACUUCUCAGCCGAGCAAAUGACACAAGCGAAAGUGAAACACCUGAAGAAUCAGAUGUGUGGCGAGUUCUCCGAAAUCUUCAAACUUUGCUCGGAGAUUCUCGAGGAGGCCCAGAAGACGACCUUGAUCAAGGCCACUCUGGAGACGCUGCUGAGAUUCCUGAACUGGAUCCCCCUCGGCUACAUCUUUGAGACAACGAUUAUUGACCUCCUGCUCAACAGGUUUCUGGAGGCCCCCGAAUUCCGUAACAUCACUCUCAAGUGCCUCGCUGAGAUCGCAGCUCUCAAUGUUGGUCCCGAAUACGACCCCAAAUUCGUCAUCCUGUUUGCGAUGGUCAUGACGUCGGUGAACCGAAUGAUCCCUCCCAGUACGAACAUCGCAGCGGCAUACGCGGCCGCUGGUGACGCAGGACAAGAAUUGGUUCUCAAUCUCGCGUUGUUCUUGUCGAACUUCCUGCAAAACCAUUUACGUGCGGUAGAGACGGACACGAACCGGGACGUCCUGCUCAAUGCGCAUCUUUACAUGGUGAAGAUAUCCCAGGUCGAUGAGCGGGAGAUCUUCAAAAUCUGCUUGGAGUACUGGCUCAAGCUGGUCUCUGAGCUGUACGAGGAGAUUCAGGCGCUCCCCAUUGGCGAGAGUGGCUUGCUAAUGGGCCUAAGCCUUGGUUCGAGCCAGUCCAUGCUCAACGGUAUCGCACUCCGGAAGAACAUCUACAGCGAUGUGCUUUCGAACUUGCGCUUGGUCGUCAUCGAGAAGAUGGUCAAGCCCGAGGAGGUGCUUAUCGUCGAGAACGAGGAAGGCGAGAUCGUUCGUGAGUUCAUGAAGGAGAGCGACACCAUUGUUCUCUACAAGUCCAUGCGCGAACUACUCGUCUACUUGACGCAUCUCGACGUGAAUGAUACGGAGAAUAUCCUGACCGAGAAGCUUGCCAAGCAGGUGGACGGGUCAGAAUGGUCCUGGCAGAACCUGAACACCCUCUGCUGGGCCAUCGGUUCCAUUUCUGGUGCUAUGAACGAGGAGACGGAGAAGCGCUUCCUUGUUACGGUCAUCAAGGACUUGCUAGGUCUCUGUGAGAUCAAGCGGGGGAAGGACAACAAGGCUGUUGUCGCGUCGGAUAUCAUGUAUAUCGUCGGACAAUAUCCUCGUUUCCUCAAAGCGCACUGGAAGUUCUUGAAGACUGUCGUCAACAAGCUCUUCGAGUUCAUGCAUGAAACGCACGAAGGUGUGCAAGACAUGGCAUGUGAUACGUUCAUCAAGAUCGCGCAGAAGUGCAGGCGGCACUUCGUCAUGCAGCAGUCGGGGGAGUCUGAGCCCUUCGUCGAUGACAUCCUUCGGUCGUUACACAGAAUCACAGUCGAUCUGUCGCCACAGCAGGUCCAUACGUUCUACGAAGCUGUGGGAUACAUGAUCUCGGCAACGCCGAACAAGCCUCAGCAAGAAAAGCUGAUUGCUAAGCUGAUGGAGCUGCCUAACAACGCCUGGGACUCCUUGAUGCAGCAGGCAGCACAAAACAUGGACGUCCUGUCGAGCGACGAGAACAUCAAGAUCCUCUCGAACGUGCUCAAGACUAACGUCGCGGCAUGUACUUCCAUUGGCAGCCUCUACCUGCCGCAGAUCGGUCGUGUAUUCCUCGACAUGUUGGGCUUGUACAAGGCCGUCAGUGGGAUCAUCAGCGAAACCGUGGCGCGUGAAGGCUUGAUUGCGACCAAGACCCCGAAAGUCCGGUACUUGCGGACCAUCAAGAAGGAGAUCUUGAAGCUCAUGGAGACAUUUAUCAAGAAGGCCGAGGAUCUCGAGGCCGUCAACAUGAACUUCAUGCCUCCCUUGCUCGAUGCCAUCCUCGGCGAUUACAACCGCAACGUGCCUGCAGCACGAGAUGCGGAGGUCUUGAACGUCAUGGCGACAAUCAUUGGACGUCUCGGGCCUCUGCUUACGCCUCAAGUGCCCGCCAUUCUGGAAGCUGUGUUCGAGCCUACGCUCAACAUGAUCAACCAAGACUUUGCUGAGUUCCCAGAACAUCGUGCCGGCUUCUUCAAGUUGCUACGGGCGAUCAACCUCAAUUGCUUCCCAGCCUUGCUCACGGUGCCGCCGCAACAAUUUAAGCUGUUCAUGGACAGUAUUAUUUGGGCGAUCAAGCACACGAUGCGAGAUAUUGCAGAGACUGGGCUGAACUUGUGCUUGGAGGUCGUCAACAACUUCGCCGGUGCCGACCCAGCGGUGUCAAACGCCUUCUUCCAGCAGUACUUCCUCAGUAUCAUACAGGACAUCUUCUUCGUGCUCACCGACACCGACCACAAGAGCGGCUUCAAGCUACAGUCAAUGUUGCUUGCUCGCAUGUUCCAGCUGGUCGAGACAAAUCAGAUCUCGAUGCCGCUCUUCGACCCUGCGUCAGUGCCAGAUCCGACGAUGGGCAACUCGAUGUUCCUGAAGGAGUACACCGCCAACUUGCUCAAGAAUGCGUUCCCGCACGUGCAAUUGGGCCCGAUCCAGACGUUCGUGUUGAACUUGGCGGAGUACCACAGCGACAUCAACCGCUUCAAGCUCGCUCUGCGUGACUUCCUCAUCCAAUUGAAGGAGUUCUCCGGAGACAACGCAGAGUUGUACUUGGAAGAAAAGGAGGCUGAAGCACAGCGCAAGGCGGAAGAAGAGCGUAUGGCGGCGAUGCGCAUCCCGGGCAUGUUGAAGCCGUCGCAGCUAGAAGACAAGGACGAGGAUAUCUGAAGAAGGACUGCUCCGGAUACGCGCCGCUGUAUGAUAGACUCCGUCGACUUGGUGUCCAAAUUUGGUUCGACUGCUGCUGCAACGUAUUUGUAUUCUGGUUCUCCCCUGCCUCCACCACCCCAAUCCCCGUCCCCGUCGCCCCUACCUCAUUGUAACUUUGUCUCGCAGCAGCAGUGUAUAAUCGCGCUAUCGUCAUCUCGCUGUUCCCGCAUAUAUGUCCCACAUGUACAAGUAGCUUACGACAGGAAUACACAUGAGGAUAAUGUACCGUCA
This is a messenger RNA of Rhodofomes roseus, 3594 nucleotides long. Its product is annotated as CRM1 C terminal-domain-containing protein. The record is from RefSeq and is a predicted model, not a curated record. Lineage: Eukaryota; Fungi; Basidiomycota; Agaricomycetes; Polyporales; Fomitopsidaceae. Gene Ontology annotation, biological process: protein export from nucleus; ribosomal small subunit export from nucleus; ribosomal large subunit export from nucleus. Gene Ontology annotation, cellular component: cytoplasm; nucleus. Gene Ontology annotation, molecular function: small GTPase binding; nuclear export signal receptor activity. The coding region runs from base 100 to 3321 and encodes 1073 amino acids. The transcript is spliced from 17 exons.